Debaryomyces fabryi is the source of this 2832-nucleotide messenger RNA. Its product is annotated as U6 snRNP complex subunit. Gene Ontology annotation, cellular component: ribonucleoprotein complex; cytosol; cytoplasmic stress granule. The record is from RefSeq and is a predicted model, not a curated record. The transcript has a single exon. The coding region runs from base 1 to 2832 and encodes 943 amino acids. Gene Ontology annotation, biological process: RNA processing. Lineage: Eukaryota; Fungi; Ascomycota; Pichiomycetes; Serinales; Debaryomycetaceae. Gene Ontology annotation, molecular function: poly(U) RNA binding; protein binding; mRNA 3'-UTR binding.
AUGAAUAAGGAUAUUGAUAUCGAAAUUCAAUACCUAAAGGAACUGCUAAGUAAAUGGCCUUAUAAUUCUAAUGACCAUGAUAAAUUAAUUGAUACAUUAAGAAUUGACAGAAGUGAGAAGACAGAAGACUUACAUGAAGCUAGACGUAACAAAGCGCAAUAUUUUUCACUAUCGGUGAGAGAUAUAGUAGACUGGUUAGAAGAUUUACAAGUAAUCGAAGAUAAAAAUACUAGAAUUAAGAGUAUUCUUGAGUUUUAUAGAAUGGUUAUCCAUGAUUAUCCUACUGCACAGUAUUGGAGACGAUAUCUUGACUUCGUAUUGAAUAAUUAUAAUAAUAAACAGAAUGUAAUUAGCGAAAUUACAAUAAAAGAAUUGUUUAAGGAAGCGUUGAAUGAUACAGUACAUGAUUUCAAGAAUAGCAACGAUAUAUGGGAGAUUGUACUUACAUUCUUUAACAAUGCGCUCAAUUGUUCUGGUAGUGAAGCAGAUUUUGAUACGCUAUUAAAGUUACAUUUAAAACGUAUAUCUUAUCCACAUGAGAGUAUUAGGGAAUCAUUUUCUCAGUUAUCAAGUCUAAUUUCCAAGUAUGAUUCCAAGAACUACGAAAAACAUAUGCUAGCUGCAAACAAAGUAUUUUCAAAAACCCUCAAAUCGCAGCGUUAUUAUGAAGAAUUUGAGAUCCAAAUUCUGAAGGAUCCCAAUAAUCUAAAAGUGUGGAUUGACUACAUGGAGCUGGUGAAUAAAUAUGCAAAAGGGAUAGAAGAAGUUUCGGUUUUAUUUUAUAGAGCAAUAUCUUCUGAUGAGAACAUGUCGGUCGCUGAUCCACGAUGGCUAUCAGUUUGGCUUGCUUAUAUAUAUAUACUAUACCUGGAAGAAGUUGAUGUGAAAUCAAUAGCUCUUGAACCUGUAUUAUUCAAGUUUGUCAGGACAUAUCCAGGGUCAGCGGUCAGUUAUGCGGAGUAUAUUCGAAAUUGUCCAAUAUUUGAGAAUGGAAUUAAACUCUUCAGUGCCAUGAAAUCGCGUGCUUUGGGAUUAAAUAUAAUGCAUUCUAAUAAUUAUGAUGAUUGGAAGAUAUUAGCGUUGGCAAUACUAUCAUUUGAAUUUUCUCUUGUAAAAAGUGGUGAAAAUAUUGAUAUGGUAUCAGAUCUUUACACUGAUGCUGCUGAGUAUCUUGAUAUUGCGUUGGAAAACAAUAAUGAUGUAUUUCAUUCUGUUGAAAAGCUUGUAGUGUCCAUAUACGAAACUCUUGAUGAUCCAGAAAUGGCAAGAAAAGUUUUAAUGCAACUAAUAGAAAGUUUUGGUGAACAGUGUGAAAUAUGGUUGUAUUUAUAUGAGUUCGAAAGAAGGAAUAAUGCUGGUUAUGAAGUAAUCUCAAAAUUACUUGAACGUGCUGUAAAUAGUUCAAAAAACUUGGAUUGGCCGGAAAGAAUUAUUCAAGAGUGGUUAAGCUACGAGCAAAUCAAUGGUGACAUUCACUCAUAUGAAAGGGCAUUAAUUAAAGUUGAUAAAGUAAUUCGAGAAAUGAGCUUGAAGCGGUUGCAAAUGCAAGAAGUGCUGGAAAAUGAAUCAGCUGAAAAAGUUAAGAGAAGCAUUGACUACGAAGAAGAAGAAGAAGAAGAAGAAGAAGAAGAAAGAUCAAGCAAGCGACAAAGGCGUAAUUCAUUAAACGAAUCAACUAGAAAUAGAGAAGAGUUUUCAAUAAAAAUAUCUAAUUUGCCUCAAAAUAUAACAGAAAAGAAACUAGAGAUAUUUUUCGAAGAUUGUGGUAUUCCUAAGGAAAUUAAGUUAUUCCAAGAAGAGUCUAAAACACCGGAAGCAAUUAUAGAAUGGUCAGACAGUAAGGAAGUAUUUGCAUCUUUGACAAAAAAUAUGAAACUUAUUGAUGGCCAUGAAGUAUCUGUUGUCAGAAUGCUUGAAAGCACCCUUUGGGUUAGUAAUUUUCCACCAAGUUUCUCUCAUGAACGUGUCAAGAAAAUGUUUGACCAAAUUGGUACCGUGGUAAGUAUCCGAUUUCCUUCUCUUAAACCGAACCAAAGCCGUAGGUUCUGCUAUGUUGAAUAUGGCAGCGCUGAAUUAGCUCAUUUGGCAAUACUGAAUUAUAAAGGCAAAGAGUUAGUAGACGAGAUUUCUAACAGAAAAUAUACACUUGUGGUGGACAUAUCCAAGCCAAAUUCUAAAAAGAAUAAGGUAGAUACUACAGUUGUUGAGAGGGAAAUAUAUGUUCAGAAUUUAAAUUUUAAAUGCACUACAGAAUCAGAUCUAGAAGCAUUAUUCCAGACGGUUGGAACCAUUGAAAGUAUAAAGAUUCCUUUGAAUGAAAAAAUGAAAAAUCAAGGUAACAUUAAUAAUGGGUAUGCGUUUGUAGUAUUUAAAUCAGAGGUGGCAGCAAAAAAUGCAGUGCAACUAAAUGGAACUACUUUAAACGAUAGAAAAAUACUGGUUUCACCAUCGCAACCAAAAAAGAGCAAUAGACAUGAAAAUGAUCCUCUUGCUGUUUCUAAUCAAUUUGAAGAAUUGAAUACAAUUAGUAUAUUCAAUGUGAGUGACACCAUAAACCGUGAUCAAAUGACUGCAUUUCUUACUAAAAGAGUUGGUCCAGUUCGUCACGUUGAGGUAUUUCCGAAACAGGAGGCGGCUUUGGCUGAAUUUGAACUAGCUUCUGAUGCUGGUAAAGCUUCUAUGAUUUUAACUACUGAAGAACUUGAAGGAAGGUUACUUCAAGUUGGGCUGAAGAGUGACCUUAACAGACUACUGAGUGGAACAAACAUACCAACGAAAAAACAAAAAUUGAUGAUACCACCAGCAUUACAACGUAGAGUACGCAAAAAAUGA